AUGGCUACGAACCAUCCUUAACUCCAGUUCCAUGGGAAUCCGAAGCCCUCUUCUGACCUCCACGCCAUUUUUAAAAGAGUUUUGUUGCGGUUCAUGACUUCAAAUGACAGUACAUCACAGGGGAACGUGAGGUCGUUGAGCAUGAGGUGUCCUGGUCACACUGUCUAUCCAGGGAGCAGCAGAGGGAAGAAAAUGGGUGCCGCCUGACUGCUGCUUUUACCCACUUUUUAUUUAUUCAGACAGAUCAGUCAAAGGAUUGUGCACCCACCUGCAAGAUGAGUCAUCUUUCCUGAACUGACUCUGUAGAAACAGCCUCUCCGGCAUGCCUAUAGAUAUGUCUCUGUUUGUUUCAAAAUGCAGAGUGGUAAUGAAAGUCAUCCUUUGGGACCUUGAAUAUUAUCUGAUAGUAUUUUGUUGAAGUAUAUGGAUGAUAUUUUAAGAUGUGUACCCCUUAUUUUAAACAUCAUAAUUCUUUUGAAGGAAAAAAUUGCUCUUGUAACUUGUAGCAAUUGAGAUGUCUCAUAAUUGUGGAUUUCACAGUUUUCUGACUUUCAACACUUUGUUUUAACUGUGAUAUACAACUAUGCCAAAUUCCCAAGACAUCCUGUGUUUUCCCUUUUCAUUACAGAUGUGUCUUGUAAAAUUUAUCCUUGAUAACUACAGUAAAGUAUUUGGAGAAGACAAUGACUCAGUUGGGCAGGAGAGCGCAAUGAUUUGUAACAGCACUGAGGCUCCUCCUGAUACCCAGAGUGACUUCACUGAUUUUGAGGCUGCACAUGCUGCCUUGGAUUUUGAGAACCGCAGUCCAGUAUUUGGAGAAGACAAUGACUCAGUUGGGCAGGAGAGCGCAAUGAUUUGUAACAGCACUGAGGCUCCUCCUGAUACCCAGAGUGACUUCACUGAUUCUGAGGCUGCACAUGCUGCCUUGGAUCUUGAGAACCGCAGUCCUAGCGAGAGGACCUGCCCCAAGACAACUGACACAGCGCCCGGGACUCCAUCUUCUCCUGAGGAGGGAGGCCUUGUAGUGAAUAUGCAGCACUCUUAUGAAGUCACAUUACUGGGAAAUGACACCUUUAGGAUGAUGACCUCAUCUGGAUCUGAUCACCCUGCUUGCUGCCUGCAGUUUGGUUCUGAGUUAUGGAGAGACAAAUCUUCAGAACAAUAUUUGAGUUUUAUUUUCUGUUCAUUGUUGUACUACUGCAUUGAAAACUUUUCUCAGAUGGUUGCACAGAUUGAGAGAAUUUGAUAUAAAUUCACUUCUGUCAAACAAUAACUGAAUUUAUUAACAAAAGAAUGACAUAGCCUUCAGGAAGCAACACUCAUCUGAAGAGAUGCCUUUAAGUUAAAAAUUGAGCACUGAAUGAUCAUUUUAAUAUCUGAGAUCAUUCCUUUUCCAUGAUUUAUUUUUUCCCUCUCUGUCCAUACUUGAAAAUUUCCCCAUACAAUGUAUUU
Messenger RNA from Nannospalax galili (Upper Galilee mountains blind mole rat), 1452 nucleotides. RefSeq lists its product as uncharacterized. The record is from RefSeq and is a predicted model, not a curated record. The transcript has 2 exons. The coding region runs from base 584 to 1246 and encodes 220 amino acids. Lineage: Eukaryota; Metazoa; Chordata; Mammalia; Rodentia; Spalacidae.